Messenger RNA from Tarenaya hassleriana, 3284 nucleotides. RefSeq lists its product as uncharacterized. The transcript has 3 exons. NCBI's taxonomy places the organism in Eukaryota, Viridiplantae, Streptophyta, Magnoliopsida, Brassicales, Cleomaceae. The record is from RefSeq and is a predicted model, not a curated record. The coding region runs from base 1085 to 2083 and encodes 332 amino acids. Gene Ontology annotation, molecular function: nucleic acid binding; zinc ion binding.
UCGAGUUUAAACAACUCUUUCUUUCAGUGUGUCCGAAAUUUAUCUUCUCUUGGUGUGUCCGAGAGUUACCCCUUGGUUUGUCCGAGGUACCCUUGGUGUGACCGAGGUUUCUAUCCAUCUACUUAUCCAUUUCGUUCUAUACCUCGUCGGACUUGAGUUCGAGAGCCUGGGCUAUAGUGCCGGUGAUUGAGUCCCGACCCCAUCUCCAGUUUGUUUCCAUUUUUAGUCUCGGCUGGGCUCGAAUGCCCCCUCGGGAUCAGAAAGUAAGCCCUGACUCCACCCUCAAUUCCCAUUCUUCGUCCAAGCUGAGUUCGAGUGCUCCUAGAAGCGGAUGAUUGGCUUGUGACUCCAUCCCUGAUCUGAGACAAACACUUCCGAGGCCAAGGCGUGUAUCAUUUUGGUAUCAGAGCGUGUAUCAUUUUGGUAUCAGAGCCAACGCUUCAAUGGACAUCGUAAUCACGAUGAUAUCUAUCAUUUAUCUUAUCUUUGUUAUUAAUCUUCAUUUUGUUUUCGAAAGAAAAACCUAAAAAAAAUUCAGGUUCAAGUUUUGUUUUGAUUCGAAAAUUCAUACCUUUUGUAGUCAUUAUCUUGUUGAAACGCUUUGAUUGAAAACAUGUCGAGUGUGGCAGCUAACAAAGGAUCAAGCAAGAGUGUUAUGUUGAAAAUUCUUCAAGACAUUGAAGGACGACUCGCUCGUCUUGAAAAUGUACCAAAACAACGUCAAGCGACUCAAAUCUACUAAGGUAAUGGUAAUAGUUGUCCACAACCAAGCCAAAAGUAACGAAUGGUACAUGAUCGUGGACACUCUGAAGAACAAGGUAUGAAAGAAAAGAUCAUCCGUGAGCAGCCAUAUGUUCAACAUACCCGAGCGGAUGGAAGAAAUUUUUGAAGAUUAUAAAGGGACGGAGCUUAGAAAGGUGCAAUAUGCCGAAAGCCAACUCAUAGGAGAUGGUUUCACUUGGUGGAAAAGAGAAGAGAUCGAUCGACGACGUACGCGUUAUGAUCCGGUCACCACUUGGAAGAAGAUGAAAAUCUUGAUGCGUAGAAGGAUCUUGUGGAUACGACAAUUCACAUAGAGCAACAAAUGGACAAAAGCCCGACAAGGAAUGGGCACACACAAGCAAAAAAGCCUAUAAGCAAUAGCUUUGUCAAAAACGAAAACAAAGCCAAGGCGAAGGAUAGUGAUGCACGAGACAAGGGAGAACCCAUCAUAAAUUCAACGAAAACCACCACAAUAGGUAACACAACUUUUUCCUCGUGUACUAAUCAUAUACGUGAGGUCAUGUGUUACAAGUGUAAGGAUCGAGGUCAUAUAGCACAUGAAUGUCCCAACCAACGAGAAAUCAUCAUCGAGGAUGACGGGGAAUCCAAAUCCAUAGUUGAGGUUGUGGUAAAUCUCGAAGAGAAGUAUGAGGUUAUGUCCAAGAAGGUAACCGAGUACGUGAACGAAGAGAAAGAGGAACCAGUCGAAGAUCCCGACCUCGUGACUAAAGAAGUACCCACAAGUGUUGUGAAUGCAAAUGAAGAAAUGCAUGAUGUCAAGAAAGAUGCAUUUGGAGUCAAGAACAUCAUUGAGGAUUCCAACAACAAGAAAGCGACGGAAAGCAAUGACGAGGCCAACAAAUCGGAGAAUGUGAUAGUAGGUGAGAACUUGGACAAAGUCAAAUGGGACAUAGGAAUGAUACGAUUGGAUUGGUUUGAGCAAAUAGAAGUCACGUCCAAGAAGGAAAAUACUGGCUUCAAGGUUGUAAGCAAACCAUCGGCAAUGACAAAUGACACCACCAACAACCGCACUUGCAUCAUAAGUCAAAAAAUUGGAGCAACCGUUAAUUUUAUUCCUAUUUUUAUUAUUGUCUAUGAUUCAUGCGUCGAUGAGUAUGUUGUGCAACUUGAGCAACAAAUGCGAACUUUCCAAACGAUUACCUCUAUAAAGAUCUCAAGGGAUGUACCUACUACACUAACGAGGUUGUUGUUCUAUAUCUUGCUAAUUGUUCGCAAGUACUACAUUUUGAUGAAAGGGUCAAAGAAGUGCAAGAAGAAGCAGCUACGUGCAUUUUUCAAGCUCAAAUUCUGCAUGUCUUGAGUAUCCCUUGCCAUUAACUCAAUGGACACCCAAGCAACAUGUUCAGUUUAAUGCCCAUGGCACCAAAAAAGGACGCACCAUUUGAAUGGGGAAAGUUACAAAUGUGGAGAACUUGAUCCGACAUUACAACGCCACCAACACUCGAACACACAUUUGGGUCGUGUUCCUUACUCCAAGAGCCUUACGCGAUAACUUCGUUAUGAUCUUUAUUCUUGUUUAUGAUCAGAAGAAGCAACUUGAUGAGAACACAAGUUGCACUAACAUUUUUAUUGUUCUAGACUUUACUGUUAUCUUGCAGAGCUUGUAUAUUGGCAAAAAGGAGGUUGAGGCAAAGCAAGCGUGUAUGACUACAAGCCUCAUCCAAACAAAUGGAACUGGACACCCUUAUCAAUGAAUCAUGAAUAAUUCAAGGAGCACAAUUGUCUUACUUCUCUAGAUAAAAAAGAAAUAUGAGCCCUUCAGAAGAAGAAAAACACAAGAAGAACAUUUCCACCUACUUAAGGAGCGCCGAAACGAUGCAAACACAUCCUUCAAGACCAAGGUAUGUAUAAUGUAUCUUUUGUGUUUAACAAUGCUGACUUGGAUACGUUUGAUGUAGGUAAGCAAGUUUUGAGGGCAAAAUCUUCAGAAGAGGGAGAGAAUGAUGCAUUCCUUGGACCCAUCGAAAAUACUAUAGACAAGGAACGUAACGGGAGGAUACAUGGAGCACCACUAGAUGGAGCACAAUCGGACAAGGAGUCGGACAAUGAAGCUCAAAUGGAUGGAGCACGGACGGAAGGAGCACAACUAGGCAAGGACACAUAGCCAAAACAAAAGAUAGAAAACACGCUCAACGAAGCUAGAAAAGUCGAACCAAAAGCUAGAGCAAACCGAGUGCCACUUCAUGCAACCCGAGUGCCACUUCGAGCAAAUUCAGUGCCACCUCAUUCUGAGCUACCACUCACUCGAGCUAACGCACAAGGUCUUCAAAAGCGCUUCAACACAUUCGUUCAUCACGUGCUAAGCGAGCCACAGAUGGAAACCACGAGUCUUCCUUGUUUUUGAUCAAUCAAGACAUCUCCAACAACUAGUUUCUUCCUUACUACCUCAUUAAAGUCAUCUCCACCAGCUAGUUUCUUCCCAAAUACCCCAAUAAAUGCAUAGACUCACACCCCUUUGCAUGUACUUUCUCAUUUAAUUUAUGGUUGAAUCUCUAACCUAU